Messenger RNA from Branchiostoma floridae (Florida lancelet), 2318 nucleotides. RefSeq names its product synaptosomal-associated protein 47-like. The transcript is spliced from 3 exons. The coding region runs from base 169 to 1440 and encodes 423 amino acids. NCBI's taxonomy places the organism in Eukaryota, Metazoa, Chordata, Leptocardii, Amphioxiformes, Branchiostomatidae. Gene Ontology annotation, cellular component: SNARE complex; plasma membrane. Gene Ontology annotation, molecular function: SNAP receptor activity; syntaxin binding. The record is from RefSeq and is a predicted model, not a curated record. Gene Ontology annotation, biological process: synaptic vesicle fusion to presynaptic active zone membrane; exocytosis; synaptic vesicle priming.
UUAGAUUGCAUAUUCAUCGCUUGGAUGUUAUCAGUAUUACGUCAUCACUGCUCAGCUGUGUUUGUGAGUUCGUGGGUUAGUCUGCUGUGGACGAAUGUGUUACCUAUAGAAGUUUCUCCCCCAAUCUAUUCAAGUUAAAAAGUACCAAAAGGUAGUUAGGCAAAAGCCAUGGCCUCUGCAGUCUUUCGCCCGUACCCUAUCUGCGAAUGGAAGGCAUCAUACUACCAAGACUCCUUGCGGAAGUGGGUCUACAACGGAACGUUAACAGUCACCGCCGAGGCAAUCAUUUUCCAUGACACCCCUUCAAACACUGUCACAACCAUCCAUUUUGAGGACAUCACUGAAGUAAAGCGGCGUACGUCGAUGCUCAUCUUCAGUGCAGUAACUGUGACAACGCCGGACGAGAUACACUGGUUCUCGUCCCUCGCGAACCCAAUGUCCGUCUACAAGACCCUCGAACACUUCUGGAGAGAGAGGCUCAUCCCGACAAAAAGAUCGCAAAGCAGGGAACUCUUACAGAGCAGUGAAGUGACGUCCAAACUCGGGCAGGAGAUGCUCAGUCUCAUGUACGACUCUUACGACACUCUCGGCGCCGCGGCAGACGAGCUUCUCCAUCAAGGCGAGCAGCUUGACGAUGUUUACAGAACCGUGGGCGAUAUCAAUCAGGACCUUGACGUGGCGGAAACGGUCAUCAGUGGGCUGGAAUCGUGGAUGGGAAGGUGGAAAGCGCCCGGGAAGAAGUCACGGAAGUUUGCCCAGGACACGGAGUUUGAUUGGAAAGCUACCUUUGUUGAGUACAGCAUUCUGUAUGCAAAGAAAGAGAAAGAUCAGUAUGUGCCGGGGUCCCUAACUGUGUCAAAAGAAACUAUUGACAUAAAGGACUCAAAGCAGAAGUUACUCCAGUCGUAUAGCUUAAGAGAAAUUUCGUCCGUUGUUGCAUCAUCGCCCUGGCGGGCAACCAUAAAGAAGAACAUGAUCGGCCAACCAGAUGUGGUGUUUCAUAUCUCGUCUGCUAAAAUGCCCCUCAUCCUACAAGCCUUGGACCACGUGAUUGGUCCAAAGAUUGAGUAUGAGGAGCCAGAAGAGCUGGUUAUGUGGGAUGGGACUCACAAAGCUACAGCACGGACACCCACAGCAACAGUCUCUGGAAGUCCAGAUGACCUUCCCCUCUCCAGCAUCCUGGAGAAAGAACACCUGACCAUACCUGGGCCAAUCACAGAGAGCCAGGACCAGAGGACUGUCCAAUCAGAGGAGAGUGUAGUUUCUGAGGCUGAAGCAAAAGAAAUCACCAACGUACUGUCCAGUCUGAAACUUCUGGCAAUGGAAACACAGACUCAGAUAGAUCUGCAGAGGGAAAAGAUAGAGUCUCUGGGCGAUGAAGUUGACAAAACUACUGGUAGGGUGAAUAAAGAUGUAAAGAGAAUGAAGAAAUUAAUGUGAUUAUUCCUAGCCUUUAUGUUGGUAAUGCUGGUAUGUUGUUUUUUCAACACUAGUUUGAACACAGUUGUAUAGGCUUUUAUGUAAUGUGAAAUCAAAUUACCCACCAAAAUGGUCACCUAGAUUCAAAUUAUGAUAAGCUUGUUCAUCAACAACGAGAACAAACCUCUAAAAAAACAAACUUAUACACUGCAUCCAGUGCUGUACAUUGUAUAUAUCUAUAUAUCUAUACAGUAAAGGUUUAUUCAUAAACGCUACAUAUACUAUAUUAGUCUAUAUUGUACAUAAUAUAAGAUGCAUAUUGUGUGUCGUAAAAUGUAACACAGACAUCAGGAAUAUCUGCAAUAAACACUGAUGUGGACUGUUUAUGACAUCAUUGAUAUUACCUUUGCUACUCAUUAUGAGUUGUGUUUUUUCCUUCUUCACCUUCCCAUAUCUUUUCAGUAUUACCGAUAUCUGAGUAGAUUUCAAUAUGUCAAGUACCAAGGUUAAGAUAGGUUUGAAAUUGAUUAUAAAACAGUCACUUGUCAGGUCCAUAAAAUACUGCUGGAUAUCAUUUACUUUUUUUUGCAAUUUGGAAAACAGAAACCUCUUUCCUAUCUUUUUCAAGGAAUAUAAGGUAAAUCUUAGUCUACCUUGGUCAAACUCAGAGAACUAAAUAUAAAACUUCUCCCAAUGUUACCCAAAAAUGUAUUUACAUAUAUGUGUAUUAGAUGAAAAUAUCUGAUGACAUAAAGUUACAUGUAGUAUCAAUCAGUUAUGUAGUUACAUGUUAGUAUCAAACAUAGACAUAAUUUUGAUAAAAUGUGGUCAAAAUAUUGAAAGGGAAAAUUAAGCCCUUACCUGUACAGGACAGGGUAUGAAUAAACAUGAUGAACUGA